Solanum verrucosum is the source of this 2054-nucleotide messenger RNA. RefSeq names its product GTP-binding protein BRASSINAZOLE INSENSITIVE PALE GREEN 2, chloroplastic. Gene Ontology annotation, molecular function: GTP binding. Bases 16 to 2004 code for a protein of 662 amino acids. The record is from RefSeq and is a predicted model, not a curated record. NCBI's taxonomy places the organism in Eukaryota, Viridiplantae, Streptophyta, Magnoliopsida, Solanales, Solanaceae. Gene Ontology annotation, biological process: brassinosteroid mediated signaling pathway; chloroplast rRNA processing. Gene Ontology annotation, cellular component: chloroplast stroma; mitochondrion. The transcript is spliced from 4 exons.
GGCAUUUUUUCAGCCAUGGCUCUACUGCUUUCAACUUCAACAGCAGCAGCAGCUGCCUUUUCUCAUUUAUCUUUGAAUUCCAUCUUUGAAACAAAGAAUUUCUUGGUACCCCAUCUCCAAUUUACAGGUUUUACUCAAAAACCCCACAAGAAAAGAUGUCAGCAAAAAGUUCCUUUCUUGGUUUUAUCUGUAAUAAAGGGUACUCAAUCAAGAACAAAAAGGAGAAGUGAUAGUAGUAGUAGUAGUAUUUCAAGAAAAGAUAGUAACUUUAAGCUCUUAUUGAGUGAAGGGAGGGAUAAUGAUGAGAAUUAUGGGUGUAUAUGUCCUGGUUGUGGAAUCUUUAUGCAGGAUGAAGACCCAAAUCAUCCUGGUUAUUACAAGGAAAAAAAGGUGGAAGAAAGUUUAGAGGAUUUUGUGGAUGAUGAGGAUGUUGUUGUUAGUGAAGGUGGGGAUAAUGAAGAAGAGGAGGAAUUUGGGGAUUUUAUUGAGGGGGAGUUGGAAGAAAGUGGAAGUGAAGAAAUGGGGUCAGGGAGUGAGGAUGGAUUUGAUGAUUGGGAUUCCGAGGAAUGGGAAUCGGGGUUGGAAGAAGACGAGGAUGAUUUGAAAGAGUUAGAUGGUUUUUUGCCAGCGGGUUUAGGUUAUGGUAACAUUACAGAGGAGGUUCUUGAGAAAGGAAAGAAGCAAAGGGUGUCGAAAUCGGAGAGGAAAAGGAUGGCGAGGGAAGCGGCUAAGGGAGAGAAAGAGGAGGUCACGGUUUGUGCUCGAUGUCAUUCGUUGAGGAACUAUGGACAAGUGAAGAAUGAGCUGGCCGAAAACUUGAUACCCGAUUUUGAUUUUGACCAGUUAAUUACGAGUAGGUUGAUGAGACCUACUGGGAAAGCUGAUGCGACGGUUGUGGUUAUGGUGGUUGAUUGUGUUGAUUUUGAUGGUUCCUUUCCGAAGAGAGCUGCUAAAUCUUUGUUUAAGGCACUAGAACAAAGCAAGGAUGGCUUGAAACAAAGUAAGAAGUUGCCAAAGCUUGUUCUUGUGGCUACCAAGGUUGACCUUCUCCCUUCUCAAAUUUCCCCAGCGCGUUUGGACAAAUGGGUUCGACACCGUGCUAAAGCUAAUGGAGCACCUAAACUGAGUGGAGUUUACAUGGUAAGUUCCCGUAAAGAUUUAGGUAUUAGAAAUUUGCUGGCAUUUAUUAAAGAAUUGGCUGGUCCUCGAGGAAAUGUGUGGGUUAUUGGGGCGCAAAAUGCAGGGAAGUCGACAUUGAUAAAUGCAUUUGCUAAGAAAGGAGGCGUAAAAGCUACAAAGCUUACAGAAGCUCCUGUACCUGGAACUACUCUGGGAAUCCUGAGAAUUGGAGGAAUUUUGUCAGCCAAGGCAAAGAUGUAUGACACGCCGGGCCUCCUACAUCCAUAUCUUAUGUCCAUGCGAUUAAAUAGGGAGGAGCAGAAAAUGGUUGAGAUACGAAAGGAGCUACAACCUCGAACUUAUAGGAUUAAGCAUGGGCAGACUGUACAUAUAGGGGGCUUAGUUAGACUGGAUCUAGUUCAAGCUUCAGUCGAAACAAUCUACGUCACUGUCUGGGCAUCGCCUAGUGUAUCUCUUCAUCUAGGGAAGACAGAAAAUGCCGAUGAGCUCAAGAACAACCAUGCUGGAGUGAGAUUGCAGCCUCCCAUUUCCAUGGAGCGAGUUUCUGAGUUGGGACAAUGGAAAGAGAGGGAAGUAAAAGCACGUGGAACGAGCUGGGAUGUCAAGAGCAUGGAUGUUGUGGUUGCUGGCUUAGGAUGGUUCUCCCUAGGUUUGAAAGGCGAAGCAGAUUUAGUGUUGUGGACAUAUGAUGGCAUUCAGAUCACAUUGCGUGAGCCAUUGGUACUUGAUCGUGCAGCCUCUAUCGAAAGACCUGGAUUUUGGCUACCAAAGGCUAUAUCAGAGGCCAUCGCUAACUCAUCGAAGCUUGAAGGUCAAGAAGCAAGGGAAAAAUAUCCAUCAGAGGAGACAAUGCAACCUUCAUAAGUAUCCGACUAAAAGAGGCAGCUGAGUCAAUUUUCUUGUGAACAUUUCUA